CUCUCUCUCUCUCUCUCUCUCUCUCUCUCUCUCUCAGCUGAGAAAAAUGUCACAGGGCGAUCAUGGAGGAAUGAACAUGCCUCCUGGUUCAAUGCCCAUGAGCAACUCAUCCUCGAGCGGCUACGACGGCAUGAACAUGAAGAUGAUGAUGCACAUGAGCUUCUACUGGGGCAAGGACGCCAUCAUCCUCUUCUCCAGUUGGCCGGAGCAGCGGCUCAGCAUGUACGUGCUGGCUCUCUUCUUCGUCUUCCUCUUGGCCUUGGCAGUGGAGGUUUUGUCCAUCUCUCCUGCCAUCAAGACCGGCACGAACCCGAUCGUGGGCGGUGGGAUGCAGGCCACUAUAUACGGGUUGAAGAUGGCCUUGGCCUAUAUGGUGAUGCUCUCCAUCAUGUCCUUCAACGUCGGGGUCUUUAUCGUGGCUGUGAUCGGCCAUGCUUUCGGCUUCUUUCUAGUCAAGAAUUGGGCUCUGGCAGCAGCGAAUAAAGCGGCCGCAGCUAGUUCCUCUGCCGCAGGGGAUGCUGCUAAAGUUUAAGUGUAGUUGCUUGUCACUUGUUAUUAAUUUCUCCCGCCAUAUAAGAUAUAAGAUAUGAAAUUAUGAAC
Molecule: messenger RNA, 600 nt
Organism: Rhodamnia argentea
Lineage: Eukaryota; Viridiplantae; Streptophyta; Magnoliopsida; Myrtales; Myrtaceae
Product: copper transporter 6-like
Exons: 1
Coding region: 47-532 (161 amino acids)
Biological process (GO): intracellular copper ion homeostasis; copper ion transmembrane transport
Cellular component (GO): plasma membrane
Molecular function (GO): copper ion transmembrane transporter activity
Source: RefSeq, a predicted model, not a curated record